AUCACCAACGAAGCGAAGCACAGCAACCAAAGUUCCAGUUAACAAUGUUGGGACUCAUAAUUCUUGGAAUCACGUGUGGUCUUGCCACAGCAACUUAUCCUAGCUAUGGAUAUUCAAACCAACUUGGAUAUGGUUCUGGCUAUCCUCGCUACGGUGGACUCGGUUCCUUGGGUGGUGGUUUAGGACUUGGCGGGCUUGGUUCCUUGGGAGGUUUGGGACUUAAUAGUGGUCUUGGCUCCUUGGGAGGUUUAGGCACUGGACUCGGUUCCCUCGGUGGUUUUGGAAGUGGCGGCCUUGGCCUAAAUGGGCCUGGCUCACUUGGAGGACUAGGUGGAGUGACCGGUUAUACUCCAAGCUAUGGUCUUGGAAACAGUAUCGGAUAUCCGUCUUAUGGUGGAUUAGGAAACACUGGAUACUCUCCCUACCCUACCUACAAUACUGGAUUUGGAGGUUUGGGUGGAUUAGGAAGUUUGGGAGGAUUGGGAUCUAACCUUGGUGGAUUAGGUGGACUGAAUGGAGGGUUCGGAGGAUUGGGUGGAUUAACCGGAGGAUUGGGUGGAUUAAAUGGAGGAUUAGGUGGACUCAGUGGAGGAUUAGGUGGACUCAAUGGAGGAUUAGGUGGACUUAAUGGAGGGUUCGGAGGAUUGGGUGGAUUAACCGGGGGAUUAGGUGGAUUAACCGGAGGAUUGGGUGGAUUAAAUGGAGGAUUAGGUGGACUCAAUGGAGGAUUUGGUGGAUUGGGUGGACUCAAUGGAGGUCUUAUCGGCGGAGGUUUAGGAUAUCCUACCGGUGGUUACAAGAAGAAAGUGUAUUAAAGAAUGAAUGUAAAUGGAAUUGGUUUCUGUCUAACAGGAUAACAACAUAUGCAGAACAUAAUGUUUCAUGAUGAUGUUUUUUUUAUAUUUAUUAUUGAAUAAAUGUUCAUUUCAUUGCAACUUAAACAAGCGCUUUUUUCUAUUAGC
Magallana angulata is the source of this 962-nucleotide messenger RNA. RefSeq lists its product as uncharacterized. Lineage: Eukaryota; Metazoa; Mollusca; Bivalvia; Ostreida; Ostreidae. The transcript is spliced from 3 exons. The record is from RefSeq and is a predicted model, not a curated record. Bases 45 to 815 code for a protein of 256 amino acids.